Columba livia (rock pigeon) is the source of this 8590-nucleotide messenger RNA. It is a transcript of the gene C4H4orf54, whose product is annotated as chromosome 4 C4orf54 homolog. The coding region runs from base 1 to 4407 and encodes 1468 amino acids. The record is from RefSeq and is a predicted model, not a curated record. The transcript is spliced from 2 exons. NCBI's taxonomy places the organism in Eukaryota, Metazoa, Chordata, Aves, Columbiformes, Columbidae.
AUGGACGCGCCCGCUCGGCCGCCCGCCGGCCCCCGAACCGGCCCCGAGGGCGCGGCGGCGGAACGGGGCCCGAGCCCGGAGGCGGCCAUCGAGGAGGAGAAAGCGGCGUACGUGGAGAUCCGUGGCUCGCCGCAGGGGCCGGAGGAGAGCCGCCAGCCCUCCGAGCUGGCCCCGGCUAGCGGCGCGGAGCAAACGGCCGGUCCCGCACCGGAGAGCGGAGCCGGCGGGACCGGGGAUGUUGGCGGCUCAGAGAGCGGCGGGCCGCCGGGCGAGACCGCGGGAUCAGCAUCCUCGGACGGCGGGCGGGAUCGCCCGCCCUCCCCGGGCGCGGCGGCGGGAUGCGGCGCUGGCUCUGGCCCCGGCUCCCGGGGGGCAGCGGGGAGCGGCGAGCCACCGGAGCCGGGGGGCUGCCCAGAGUCCUCUUCCUCCUCCUGCCCUUCGCCGGUGAGCAAGGCGGGCGCCUUUCCCGCAAUGGGCGACCCGGUAUCGACAGAGGGCAAAACUUCCUCAUCCUCCUUCGGCUACGAAAGUGAGGAGGACGAGGACGCGAGGCGCAAGGCGGCCCCCCCCGGUGCCCCCACGGGCAUCCUCCCCGGCGGCGGCCGCGACGAGGCGCACUAUAUCAGCACGCAGGAGAUCCAGUUGAGCGAGGUGGACCACGACAUGGACUUUGACGCCGGGCUGGCCGCCCGCUGGGACUUCGAGGAUAACAACGUGAUCUAUUCCUUCGUGGACUACGCCUCUUUCGGGAGCGACGAGACCCUGGGGGACACGCCGACGGAGGAGGAGGAGGAGAAUAGCUGCUACCUCAGCACUACCACCAGCGACCCGAACAACCAGACGGACAGCAUCGACAACACCAGCAGCACCGAGAUCGUCAGCGUUACCUCCGAACACGACACCCCCGGCGGGGACAAGCGCGCCAGCUCGGGAGAAAGCCGGUCCAAGCAGCCCGGCCGCCCCGGCGGGAGCCCGGCCGCCCAGCUUCUCCUAUCAAUCAAAGCCUCUUCCCGGGCUAUAAAUGAGUCUAGCAACGUGCGCGGAAAGCAAAACACUAUUUACCCUGCCAAGCAUGAAGGCGACAUGAGCCUCCGUGCACCCGCGGCUCCUGAACGCAAUGAGAGUUUAAAACCGGACGCGGUCCGCGACCACGCGAAAAAAUUCAUCGCGGUCCCCGCGCGGCUGCAGACGCGGUGCGGGGCCGCCAGGGCGGGGGAGCACUCGAGCGGCGCCUCCAGCGCCGUCAGCGAGCUGGACGAUGCCGACAAAGAAGUGCGAAACCUGACGGCCAGGGCUUUCCGCAGCCUGGCGUACCCCUAUUUCGACACACUGCACCCCGGCUCCCGCGCCUCCUCCGCCUCCCUGCCCGACAAUGCCCUGGGCAUCAACCGCUGGUCCACCUACCUGGACCUUAAGUGCGGCAGCCUGGGGCCGAGAGCAGAGCCCAGCCUGCUGCGCUCCGGCCGGUCGCAGAGCAAAGCCCUCGAGUUCGUGGUCAGCAAGCUCGACGGGGAGAUCGCCCACAUCGAGGCGCCGCGGCGGCUGCGGGCAGGCUCCCGGGUGGUGACGCUGCUGGACCUCGGCGAUGCCCCCGAGGCCGGGCAGCCCCCCGAGGCGGGCGGCAAGGAGCCGCCGCCGGCGGAAGGCGCUGGAGGGAGGUCCAGCAAGAUGUCCAAAUUCGCCUCCAGCCUCCUCAAAAAUGUCAUCUCCAAGAAGAUGCAGCUGGAGCACGAGUUCAAGAUGGAGCGGGGCGAGAUCACCGACACCACCUUCACGGGGCUAAGCACCGCCCGGGAGCCGGAGCCCGCCGGCGGCCGGGAGCGGCUGCGGGAGGGCGGCGGUGUGCAGCGGCAGAGCUCCCGGCACUCGGAAGGCGGCUCGGACAGCACCGCGGCCACGGCGGAGGAGGCGGGCGAGGGUGGCCGGUCGCCGGCCUCCAAGGCGUCGACGCCCCGCGAAGGGAGCCGCAGCCUGGACCAAGCGCUGUCGGAGGAGAUGUGCGAGGUGAAGCGCAGCGCCUCAGAGGCUAUCAAGGCCACCUUCCUCCGCAGCCAGAACAGCGCCUUCAGGUCCUGGAAGGAGCGGGAGGCGGAGAGGAAGGAGGAGAGGGCGCCCAUCGGCAAGCUGAAGCUCUCCCCCAGGCACGACUGGCGGGCCAACCUGGGCGAGAUCUCUGCCGGCAAGUCCACCAAGAUGUCCCGCCUGUUUGUCCCCGCCAUCCAACACACUCCUCGGGAAAAGGAGCCGGGCAAGCAGGCGACGAAGUGCUCCGCCGCCGCCUCCUCGUCGUCCUCGCCCCCCACCGCCAAGCCCAAAGCCCCCGAGAUCAAGAUCAGCCUGGGCAGCCUGCAGCAGCCCCGGGACGCCGCCUUCAGCAUCGCCCAGCUGCUGACACCGCAGAUCGCGGCCCGGCCGCCCGAGGAGAGCAGGGGCCAGCAACCCAAGCCGCUCAAAGCCGGCGACGGCCCUGACAAGGUGCCGCAGUUUCUGGUACGCGACGUGAGGGAGGGCAAGCACAGAGCUCAGGGGCCGCUCCACCAGGUGCGGGACGUGCGGAAGCUCAUCAAAAGCUCCUACAGCUGCGACUCGGGAGAUAACAGCAGCGACAAGGGCAGUGUCGCCUCCGACCAGGGCGGCCCCGAGCAGAAGCCGCGGCAGCAGCUCGUCAUCGCCGGCGUUCCCAGGUCCCUCUCCCCCGUGGUCAUCACCUGCCAGGCGGUCGGCCAAGCCAGCACCAAGCCUAUCGAGGCGGGGGCCAAGGCGGCGGGCAGGGCACCGGCCUGCCCCCCGGAGGGCACCGUCCUGGUGCACCGCACCUCGGGCAGGCUGCCAGUGGCCACCAUCGCCCCCAACAAGAGUGACCCGCGCCAGCCCGCCGUGCUGAAGAUAGUUUCCAAAUCCGCCGCGCCCUGGCGGCACCAGCCCCCGCCGCCGCCCGCCGAGAGGGGCCGGGGGCCCGAGGAGGACCCGCGGGAGGAGGGCAAGGCGGCGCCCGUGCAAAACGCGCUGGAGAAGCUGACGGCGGCGGUGCGGAGCAUGGAGGAGCUGUACAGCUUCAACAAGCGCGAGUGGAAGCGCAAGAGCGACCCGCUGCCCAUCACCGACAGCCACGUCCUCUCCCUCAUCGCCAGCCAGGAGCGGGGCGUCGGGCCCCGGCCGACCCUGCCCGCCACCGCCGCCGCUCCACCCCCGCCGCCGCCUGCGGAUAAGGCGGAGGAGCCGUCGGGCAAGGGGCCAAGCAACGAGAGGCUGCCCCGUCGCCCCUCGAACAACGCCGCCGAUAAGGUCUCGGCCAAGGCGGCCGCCUUCGAGAGCCUAGCCCGGCAGCGGCAGCGCGGCCCGCCCCCCCGCACCGAGCCCGCCGCUGCCCCCCGCGCCCUCCUCACUCUCCGAGGAGCCGGAGGAGCCGGAGCUGGAGCCUCCGCGCCGGCCAAGGCCGCCUCCGAGGGCGGCCUGCGGAGUCAGGCGGCGCCGCGCUCCUCCCGGCUGCCUGCGGGUGGCAGCGAUGCGGAGCGCGGCCCGGACUGCGGGAACUACCUGGCCCUGCCCCUGAAGGCGGCCGCCGAGCCCGGCUCUCCCCCCUCCCCGGUGCCGGCGUCGGGGGCGGCCGGCGGCGUCCGCCCCAGCCAGGUGUCGGCAGCAGCGGCGGCGGCGGCGCUGUGCAGCCUGCAGCCCUUCGGUACUUCCAAGCGUCCCGGCAGCCCCGGACCCCCGCCCGGACCCCAGCCCGCCGAGGAGCCACCCGCCGCUGCCCCGCCGCCCACCGAGGGUCCACCCGCCGCUCUGUACCGCCCGCCGCUGCCCUUCGCCGCCCUGCCCGGCACCGCACCGCCGCUCUUCUGCUUCUCGCCCUCCGUGUCCGCCACGGCCACAGCGGCCGAGCCCUUCCCGCAGACGCAGCGCAAGGUGCUGCUGGACGUGAGCACUGGGCAGUACUACCUGGUGGACACGCCGGUGCAGCAGCCCCUUAAGCGGCGCCUCUUCGACCCUGAGACCGGACAGUACGUGGAGGUGCCGGUGCCCCAGCAGCAAGCCAUUGCCUCUGUCCCACUGCCUCUCUCACCCCUGGCCCUCAACGCUGGAGCUUAUGGCACCACGUACAUGCUCUAUCCCGGCCUCCUGCCCGCUGCUGCCAUGCUGCCUGCCAGUGCCCUGCCACGGCCGCUGUCCCACCCGGGGAGCGAUGCCAGUGCCCCAGCUGAGCCCAGCAGCCCCGCAGCAGCAGAGGCGGCCUUCACCGAGAGCCCCUACUACGUGGCCACUGGCAAGGGCCCACCGCCACCGGGACGUGGGGCAGCCGAGGCGAAGCCGGUCAUCAGCAUCACGGCGCCAGCCACUGGCCCACGGAUCGUCGCGCCGCCCUCCUUCGAUGGCACCACCAUGCGCUUCGUGGUAGAGCACCGGUGAAGAGCGUGGGGGUACAGAAGAAGAAUCGCACUGUAAUCUGAAAUACACUCGGUAACUCUAAACAUUCAUCCUAAAAACUGCUUCUACAGCUUUUUUUCGUUUCUUUUUGCUUCAUCCUACAAAACAAGUGUGUAAGUUUCUCGUUUUCUCCUGCGCACCCCCCAGUUUUGGAGCACGCACACUCCUCACCGUGCCAGCCACGCUGAACCACUGCUGUAUUUUCUGCCAAGCUGGUUUUGUGUUGAAGCUUUGGGUGACGGUGGCUGCGGUCUGUAAAAUCGCAGGAAAGGAGGGUCUUCCCCAUCAGUUUCGGUGCCAAUUUUGCGGUCAGGUGUCUAUUUUGUACGAGAUCUGUCGCGCCAGGGUUAUCUUCGGUGUUUAAUUCUUGGCGUGGUUCAAAACAGAUCGUGUACAUGUUGGGAAGCGCAUUCGAUUGCUUUCAUUUUCCGUUUGCUUCUCUGUACUGUGUUGAACAUCACAAGUUGCCUUAACUAUGGCCGUGUUUAAAUACCGAAAGGCCAGAAAUUGAAUGUAAUAUUUUAAGAUCCUGGUUCUAAAGGAGAGGACAGCGUUUAUUUUUCUUUGAGAUGGCAGACUGUUCUUCCUUAAAGUGCAAACAUUGCUCAAAACAUACUCUUAGUGAUUCCCAUGUGAGAGGAGUUUUUCAAUGUUACAGCCCCAAUUACAUAUAGUAAUUUCUGUAGUCUGUUGUUUGGCAGGUUUAUCUGAGGGCAACAUCUGUAUUUUCUAAGAAAAUAUUUCUCUUUUGAACAAGAAAAUAUAAUAUUAUUCAAAAUGCCGUGAUAUAUACAUCCAACUCUACUUAAACUGAUUCUUUUGUUGCCAGCAACCGGUUUGUCUCAGCAAAAUAAAAUUGUUAUCAUGACAGUAAAACUAAACUACAAUCGUUUAUUCCCUGCCCAAAAUUUCAGCUCAGUGUGGAACUUUGGGCAGCUAAUAAAUGUAAGAUCAAGCCUAAAUUAUUUAGCAUAAAACUUUAAAUGCAAAACUCCAAAGUCUGUACUUAACCAUUUGCUUGCAAGCAGGAUUUUCCCCUGUCUGUUCUCAAGGUUUCUAGCUGCUAAGGAAGUUUCGGGGCUUUCCAUUCAUAAAGAAAGCCCCAAGUCUUCAUUUCCAUUAGUAACUCCCAAGAUAAAGAAACCUCAGCUGCAACUGUCUUGAACCAUACAUGUGACGUUGUGUUUCAGCGCAAUUUAUGUGUUUUACAGGCACAAAUUGACAUUGUUCUCAGGAUGAAAUGUGCUGCAGGUGUACAGAUAGCGAGGGAUUUAUGUCUUCUCAUUUAUCUUCAUCAUUGUGGAAAAACAAUGGAAAAAUGCUAUUCUAACCCUUUUAAAAGAGCUCGGCUCGCCCAGCUAGAGCAUAUAGCAUGUAAAAUCAAUGCUCUUCGGUUGCACAGUCUACACUUACAAGCUUUAUGUUCUUACCAGGAUUCAGGCUGAAUGCCUCUUAAAGAAAACUAAUGCUUCUUCACCAUUUUCAUGAUUGAUGAGUCUGUAGACAUCACGACUAGAGUAUCAGCGUUAAACAAGACGCUGUUUUGGACUGCAGGACAGUGCAGGUACCAGAGUAGCUCAUCCCUGUGACAUACGCAUGUAUGAUACAUACAGUAUAAUACUAGCAUCCACGAUUAACAAUGUUCCUGUCCUACCUUCUCCUAUAUCGGUGCUCGGAGCGCAGUUUCACGUUGCAGUUUACAAGAUAUAGGUUUGCACACACAAACUCAGGGUUUACAGUUUCACCCGCUGUACUUGAAAGGGAAAAAAAAACGCGUAGGAAACAAGUGCCCAAUGUUUCAACAUUUAUUUUUUGGAGGAAAAAAUUGCAGGGUUUUUAUUUAAACUGCCUGUGGAGAUGAAAGCAAUGAAGCGAGGCAAUACCAACAGCUCUUUAUUUGCUCAGGGGAGAUUUCUUGAACGUGUCCCUUCUCAUGUCAAACAGUGGUUGCUUCAUUUUGUCUAUUACUAACGAGCCCCCGUGUUCGCAUCAAGGGGUCGGUUUCAGAGCUUCACUUCACAGACCCAGCCCAGCAAAGCCCUUGUGUGCAUCUCUAACUGCAAAUACCGGAGGGGGUGCAGUUUCUUUUGCUUUGUUUGGGGUUUUUCUCUUUUUUCUUUUUUCUCCUUUUUGUCUCUCCUUCCUUCCUUCCUGUCUGCCUGCCUUCCUUCUUGCCUUCCUGCCUUCCUUCCUUCCUCCCUCCUUCCUUCCUUCCCUCCCUCCUUCCUUCCCUCCCUCCUUCCUUCCCUCCCUCCUUCCUUCCCUCCCUCCUUCCUUCCCUCCCUCCUUCCUUCCCUCCUUCCUUCCCUCCCUCCUUCCUUCCCUCCCUCCUUCCUUCCCUCCUUCCUUCCUUCCUUCCCUCCUUCCUUCCCUCCCUCCUUCCUUCCCUCCCUCCUUCCUUCCCUCCCUCCUUCCUUCCCUCCCUCCUUCCUUCCCUCCCUCCUUCCUUCCCUCCCUACUUCCUUCCCUCUCUCCUUCCUUCCCUCCCUCCUUCCUUCCCUCCCUCCUUCCUUCCCUCCCUCCUUCCUUCCCUCCCUCCUUCCUUCCCUCCCUCCUUCCUUCCCUCCCUCCUUCCUUCCCUCCCUCCUUCCUUCCCUCCUUCCUUCCUUCCCUCCUUCCUUCCUUCCCUCCUUCCUUCCUUCCCUCCUUCCUUCCUUCCCUCCUUCCUUCCCUCCUUCCUUCCUUCCCUCCUUCCUUCCCUCCUUCCUUCCCUUCUUUCCUUCCCUCCUUCUUUUCCUUCCCUCCCUCCUUCCUCUCCCUCCUUCCUCUCCCUCCUUCCUCUCCUUCCUCUCCCUCCUUCCUUCCUUCCUUCCUCCUUUUCUCUUUUUCUUUAUUUUCUUCUUUUUUUUUCUUCUUUUCUUUCACCCAUCAACACAAGGUUUUGCUGAACUUGGCCCAGAGCGCUGCCUGCCUUGCAGACAUGAGUCCCGAGUUCUUCACUUUAUAUAUAUAUAUAUAUAUACAUAUACAUAUAUAUAUAUAUAUACACAUAACCCAGAGCUCAGGGCUCAAGCCUAGCUGGACCCAGCAGACAGCACCACAAAAGGUCUCCAGAAAAAACCCCAGUUAUAUGGUGCUCCUCCAUGUAUACCCAGCGGUGAAUUUCUCCAGCUGACGGGGUGAUGUGUAACCACGUAUCUUGGAUCAGAGUCAAGCCCUCCGUAUCGGGGUGCACAAGCUGCUAGUAUUAUAUGUUUCGCUAUAGGGCACAAGCCUACGCAGCACUCGAGUUCCCUCCCAGCCCUGCCAUUGGGUUUUGGGGUCUGCAGCAGCCAGCCCGUGCAUUUGAGGUCAGGAUGCACUUAGAAGUGUGAACAGGACCGGAGUGAUGCACAAACGUCAUCCUGGGCUUUCGCAGCAGGGUCGGUUUCGCUUAGUUAAAUUUAAUCUUUGGUUGAUUCACUUGAUGAAUGAUUUAAAAUGUAUUUAUGGGUUGUGUGGUGGUUUGUUGUUUCUUUUUUUCUUGUCUGCAUUCAAAGCUGCCUUUACUCUCUAGUGUUGAUGGCCAAAGUGUCAUUCCUUAUGCUUAUAAACUACGAUUAACUUGUGGCUACCUGAACACAUACACUACUUUGAAAAGGCUUGUGUUUUUUUCCCCUUUUUCUGGUUGUUUUUUUCUCCUUUCUUUUUUCUCCCUUUUUUAAAGGGACGGCUUAUCAGUGUAAAGAUAUUUAAAACUGCAAAUGUGAAGUAAGAAUAAUGAUUGUUAAGAGGAUGUGGGUGGUGUGUCUGAUGAGAGAGCGGUGGGCUAUGAGGCAAAAGGGAAAAUGCCGCGAAUGCAUUGUGGCGAUGACUGUGGUGGGGGGGGGAAACUAAUUAAAAAGACAUAUAACUGGAGAAAAAUGAACUCUUGGAGCUGCUCUCAAUGUAGACGACGCUGUGGCAAGCGCGGAGCCGAGGCCCAAGGUGACCCCGCUGCGGGAUGCGGGGACGUGGAAGGGCAGCACUGGAAUUGCACUAGCAGCGUGUUGCACGUCGGGAACGCUCCGGCGCGUCACGGCCACACGGGAACGGACUGUCCGACACCGCUGAGUACCAAAGUUCGUAGCUGAAUAAGUUAGCAUUUGUAUUACGUUGAGUUUUCUUCGUUUUGUUGGGGUUUUUUCUUUUGAAUGUUAUGAUAAAUAAAAUAUGUAUUUUUCAGUAAAAGACACACUGCAAGUUA